AUGGCGCUGAUAGAGGUUGUCGGAAUGUCCAUUGCAGGCUCGGAAAGCCUUCUGUCCAUCUUCCUUAACUUUUUUAUCGUGGUCUUCCAUAUGAGAAGCCUGAGGAAUGGGAUGAAGCUGAACCCCUCCAGCCUCAUCCAGCUGGCCAUGGGAGUGACUAACAUCAGCAUGCGAGGACUAAUGUUUGCGAGUGCCGUUGCUUCAUUGCUCCCUAUUAAUCAUGUUAUGAGGAUGUACCACACAAUAAUGGUCAUCAUCCCUUUCCACCUAUACUUCAGCUAUUGGCUCAUCGCCUGGCUCUGUGCCAAUUACUGCGUCACCAUCACCAACAUCAGACACCGAAUCUUCAUCUGGAUGAAGAGGAGCCUUGUGUCUUUCUUGCCUCACCUUCUGCUCCUCUCCGCGUUCGUGUCUUUUACCCUGACUCUCCCGUUGAUCUGGAAUCUUCACAUCCGUAUCUCUAAGGACAACUCUACCCUCGGCCUCAUUUUACCCAGAUAUAAAUUCUCAGUUUCUGACCUGAAUCUAAUGUUGAUCAGUUGUCUCUGUUCCUGCCUACCGUUCCUGAUGACCAUUGGCUCCCUCAUGGUGACCGUGUCCUCUCUGUUUAGACAUAUCAGGAAGAUGAAAAGGAAUGACUCGGGAUUUGCUCCUCCGAACCCCCAGGCUCAUGUCAGUGCCGUGAGGACAAUGAUAUUAUUUCUUGUACUUUCCGUCACCAUCAAUGUCGCUGAGAUCGUCAAAUUCAUGGCGAUGUCUUUCUUUGGUGACUCUCUAGAGUUAAUCAUCUGGAUGAUGGUAUCCACCUUCCCAUUGGCGGAAGCCUCCAUUAUUAUCCAGUCCAGCCGCAAGAUGAAGAAGAUGUUUUCACAAACGUUCUGUGCCGGAAGAUUUACGGGAGGCGACAACUAG
Messenger RNA from Nanorana parkeri, 912 nucleotides. RefSeq names its product taste receptor type 2 member 4-like. Gene Ontology annotation, molecular function: bitter taste receptor activity; G protein-coupled receptor activity. Bases 1 to 912 code for a protein of 303 amino acids. The record is from RefSeq and is a predicted model, not a curated record. The transcript has a single exon. Gene Ontology annotation, biological process: G protein-coupled receptor signaling pathway; detection of chemical stimulus involved in sensory perception of bitter taste; sensory perception of taste. Lineage: Eukaryota; Metazoa; Chordata; Amphibia; Anura; Dicroglossidae. Gene Ontology annotation, cellular component: membrane.